AUGUUUAAACAACAAUUAUCACCGCGGAGUGUCCAUCCUUACCAAACUACUGUGGUUCCACGUAGUGAGAAACAAUUCGUAUCGGCCAUACAACAAAGAGCAAAAUAUCCUUGGGUAGAAGAUAUUAAUACGCCAGUGUCACAAUAUUUAGGAACGGAUAGUUCGAAUUCUGAAAAUGCCUAUCAUGUUCCUCACUACCAAAGCACUCGAAGAGAUUAUGGCCCUCCAUCGCCUGUUUACCAAACACCAUAUGCUACGGGAACAUGGCAUAAUUAUAAAAGAAGUGAGAAAUCCCCUGUAAAACCGAUCCCGUCCAGUACUUACUCAUUUCCUCAGUGUUCAUCUGCAUUUUCACUGCCACUCUGUGAUACGGGACAUGGUAUACCUGUUAAUCGCUCCCCCGCCCCCACGGUGCCAUCAGUUAGCCCUGAAGUUCCUAUUAUUGGUGCUUGUGGUGGACACUGUCCAGGAUUUGAAUAUGUGUGCUAUUAUAUUUUACAGGUCAUUUUUGUAGUAGGAGUAUUAACAGGAAUCUCUUUAUGUAUUGCUGGAAUUGUGUUAAGGAGAACAAAUCGUAAUGGUGAUUUAGGUGUGUUAGUUUACAUAGGAUGCCUCUCAUCGUGUGUAUGUGGCGUCCUCCUCGGCGUGCAGUGUUGCGUGCGUCGCGAAAUUAGACAAAGGAAACUCCGUGCCAACUUGCAUAUUCCCAUGCAACCAAUACAGGAAGCACCAGUCCAAGUCUGCCCCUUACUGCCGUCUACUUUACCUCAUAGUCAAGUUUACAGACCAUCCAUUGCCAAUGUUUACUCCGAAGAAGAUAUAACCGGUGUUCCAUGGUGGCGCCGAACAACGAGAGACUGAUUAGUUUUAAGUUUUUUUACAAAUGAAUACUUUUAUAUCAUUAGCGCUAACAUUAUAAAUAAAAUAAUAUGCUUGUAA
This is a messenger RNA of Melitaea cinxia (Glanville fritillary), 939 nucleotides long. RefSeq lists its product as uncharacterized. The record is from RefSeq and is a predicted model, not a curated record. The coding region runs from base 1 to 861 and encodes 286 amino acids. The transcript has 6 exons. Lineage: Eukaryota; Metazoa; Arthropoda; Insecta; Lepidoptera; Nymphalidae.